AUGGAAGAAAACAAUCAGGGCGAGAAGAAGAACAAGGGGACGAGCCAGUUGUGCUUCGUGAAAAUGCUUGUGAACAACCUCGUUGCAGGAUCAGUCAUAGGGAAAAACGGAUCCAUAAUAACAAGCAUAGAAAACAAAACAGGAUGCAGCCUGAAACUAUCCCCCACGAACUCGUAUUUCCCCAAUACACAGGAAAGAGUACUUGUCUUGUGUGGAAAGCAGGAGCAGAUAAAUAACGCCCUACUGAUAAUCCUUGAUAAAAUACGCCAAAUAACGACUCAGAAUUUUCAAGACAAGCAGAAUAUGAAUGCAGCUCCAAAGUACACCUGUCGAAUCGUAGUACCCAAAUCAGCAGUUAGUGCAAUUAUAGGUAAAGGUGGUCAGCAAAUAAAACAACUUCAAGACACUACGGGAGCUAAGAUUCAGAUAUCCAGUCGAGAGGAUGGAUUAAACGAACGCAUCAUAUCAAUCAUAGGACCAUUCGAAUCCAUUAGCGAUACAGCUAUAAAAGUUACUAACUCCAUUCAAAAUGACCCGAAUUUGAAAGACCUCUUAAACGUUAUAUAUAGUAAAGAUGGAAACAUCAAUGGUAGAUCUCUGUCUCAAAAUUUUGUAAAUCAAGUUCCAUUAAAUGGGUAUGUGGUACCACAGCAGUAUGGUGUCUUCCAGCACGAACAGUACAUGGAUGUUAAUAUGAUGAAUUCACUAAUGAGGCAUAGUCGCGACUUGUUUAACUUACCUUGCGAAAUUUCAAUUCAAAUUCCUGAUGAAUUUAUCGGAUCAGUUAUCGGGAAGAAUGGAGCUAGACUCACCAACAUCAUGAACAGUACAGGUGCGCAGAUUAGGAUAAGCAGAAAGGGCGAGUUAGUACCGGGGACUACUGACCGGAAAGUGAGAAUUAUGGGAACGGUUGCAGCGGUGCAUGCGGCGCAUGUGUUGUUGUUGCAGAGAUUGGAGUCGGUCUACAUGCAGCUGCGGACCAUGCAGGUCAAGUGCGACGCGUGA
Plasmodium inui San Antonio 1 is the source of this 1005-nucleotide messenger RNA. RefSeq lists its product as hypothetical. NCBI's taxonomy places the organism in Eukaryota, Apicomplexa, Aconoidasida, Haemosporida, Plasmodiidae. Gene Ontology annotation, molecular function: mRNA binding. The coding region runs from base 1 to 1005 and encodes 334 amino acids. Gene Ontology annotation, cellular component: nucleus; cytoplasm. Gene Ontology annotation, biological process: regulation of gene expression. The record is from RefSeq and is a predicted model, not a curated record. The transcript has a single exon.